AUGGGGAACUACAUGUUAACCUUGAAGUUAACGAAGUCGCGCAACUCGCUGCACUCGCACAUGUCGCGGCAGCACCGCGGCAUCUCCACCAAGGACCUGCCCGUGCUGCAGAUGCCCACCCGCUUCGACCCCGAGCUGGCCAGCCAACUACUAGCCAAAGCCGGCGUGAAGGUGUCUCCCGAGCAGCUACGAGCGCGCGCGUCGCCCACCGGCCCGCGGCGCUCCGACAUCAAGCUGGACGCCAAGUCCGCCGCCUCCGAGACCAGCUCCAUCUGCGGCGACAACGACAACGACGACCUCAGCCAGUCGCGCUACCAGGACAGCGUGCCCGUGUCCCCGCCUCAUAUUAACAACCUGGCGAACACGACCAUCACGAAGGUGCCUGCUGUGCGCGCGGUGACGGCCAAGGCAGUGGAGAGCCUGCCGCACGGGCUGGCCGGCCUCAAGCACGACGACUACCCGCCGCACUACGGCAACUCCGCCAUACUCGACACCUACAUGCAGUAUUUUGGAGAAAACCUAUUUGGUAUGAACGCAGCAAAACUCGCACAAAUGACAGCUAUAAACAUGGACAGGAAAACUUACGAUGAACCGUCUCCCCAAAUGGGCUCCCUGCCCCCGACACAUACGCAUACCCUCGCCCACCAGCGCUUCUUGAAGCAGAUGCAGCGGCAGUACACCGAGAACAUGAGCAAACCCGACAUCAUGCGCAACUCCGAUGAGCCCCUCGACCUCGGCAAGGAGCGGCAGCGGAACGACAGCAUGUGCGAAAUGGACACCGACAAAAACGACAUGACUGACAGGGAAAUGAGCAAAGACUACAAUGACGGCGACAGGAACAGGACGAACAACUCGGAGCAGGAGCACGACAACAGCGGGCAGGACGAGGGGGAUUACUCCGAGGACGAGCAGAAGAACGCGUCCUCAUGAAAUCCCGAUGCUACGGUAGGCGUGUUGGAUUAGUCGCGUAGACUACGAGUAACACAGAUAGGACAAUGUUUUGUUGAAGGUAUUUCAAACGGUGCUUGAGUGUUAUGUUUUGUGGUCAUUAGCUGAUUCGUUUUGCGGUUUAAUUGUUGACCCGUGGAAUGUCGUUGGUGCCAUUUCCAAUAAUGUAAUGUAAAUUAAACGUUAGGAUAUACGGUGUGAGCCCGCGGCAGAUGUCGGUUUGGUUCUUGUUCAAAUGUUUUGCUGGAUCAGAUGAGAAGUUAAUGAAGGCGUGUUGGUACAGAGCUCGUCGGCGAUACUUUUGUUGGAUAAUAGGUUGUCGCAUUCAUUCAGUCAGGAGUUGAGAUGCAAUUGCCUUUAGUGCACUUUUGGGCACUUGAUCGACGUCACAGACCCAUCUCGUCACGUAGACCCGAGUACACACUAGAUAGUAUCGUCGACUCGCCACUUGUUCGUGAGAUUGUUUUAGUAGUUUAAAAAACUAGUGAGUAGUGUUUUGUAUUGUGUAUGUAAGGUCCCUGUCACAUAGUAGGGCCUCUUACAUAGUAAUUCCAUCCAUCUACCUCAGCAUUUGGGCCAAUGCGGCGACGUUAUAAAUAAAAAAAAAUAUCCACACAAAUUGUGAAAUUCCAUCCAUCUACCUCACUUCAAUAGAUUUUAUUUAAUAUUUUAUACAAUUUAUAGAUAUAAAUAACUGUUGUUUUAUGCAUUUUGCAGAUUGCAUUUAUAUAUAUACUAUAUAGAGUAUAUCGUAGGUAAAUAUAUGCAAGUCAUUAGGUCAUUGUUAGUGCUGCCCGUAGAUACUCGGUAACCGUUACUUUGUAUAGAAGCGCACUCACUAGACGACGGUAGUCUGUGUCACGUAGCGAGUAUUACAUACCCUCUAUAUCAAGCACACUAACUAAUACUAUAUUGAUAUCUUUGUAUACGAAAGAACAUGACAGAGCUUAAAAUGUUAAUAUUGUUAAAUAAUAAGUGCGUGUGUUGAGACGCAUUACAAAUUAUACCACGAUAAUAAUUUUAACGAUAAUAAAUGAAUGAGAAUUAAAUUUUUAGAUCAUGUUUUGACAUCUACAAACGUUUAGUUCAACUCCUUGAGACUGAGUAUACCCAAGGAGCGCCGCGCGCAGGCGCCCGCGCAUAUACGUGUAAAGUUCAAAUUGACCGUUGACAAAUCUUAUUGAGCAUGUAUGACAAUGUAUAUAAAAUGAGGUGAUAUGUAUAGUACAUAAUAAUAUAAACAAAUAGAAACAAAAGCAAUAAAUAAAGUAUACCUUGAUGUUGCCUUCGGAUACGUGUAAAUAGAUUGUGGGUAGUGAACGGUUUGUGUUGGUUUGCGAACAAAUAUGAACCUUGUAAUAGUAACAAGAAGGUUUAUUUUGUGGUAAUGAUGUGGGCUCGUUACUUAAAUAACAAUUACUGUGAUUACAAUCUCAAGUUAGCCUUCAAUACUUAUACAUAUUUUUUAGAGUACAAUGUUAUAGUUAUUUAGUAUAUUGUAAGAUUAUUUGUAAGUGAAGUCACAAGAAUAUAUUUACUUCCCUAAGCAUUAGAAUUCACAUUAUUUAAGCAUUUAGAGCAAUAGGUGAAGCAUUUAACCUUUUAUAUGAGAGAUAUUUGACGUCUAUGAAUUUUUUGUGACACAUUAUUAGAGAAUAAAUGAUAAAUUAGUCCCGAUAAAUUAUUUAUUUUUAAAAACAAUAUAAAGGGACGUUUAAUUAAAUCAGUGUAGCAGUCUUCCCAAUUAAUACCGAACAGUAAAUAUUUCAAAUACAUCUUGUUAAGUAUAUUUUCUAAGGGUAUAUUCACAGUUACGUAACCGGAAGUGUCCCCAAAGAGUUCAUAGACGUGCAUCCUAGUGUAAGAGCUACGGGUUAAUAAUUUUGUUUAGUGUGUUAGUGAGAUUUGUCAGGUUAAGUCUGUUUGGUUUGCGUACUUAUUAUAACCUUGUUGACAGUUUACAGUGUUGCCAUAGUGAUUUUUGACUGUAUAUAAGUUUUGGUUGUUUAGAGAAGAGUGCUUCAUUAAUUAUUUAGUUGGUAUAGAAUACACUUCUUUAUUUAGAUUACUCUGUGAGUACAUUAUUAUAAUAUUGUUACACACGUGUUGCUUUGGUUGGCUCGUCUUCAUAAUAGCAGAUGCAAAAAUACUAGUAGAUGAUAGGGCAACAUUUACAUUUAGUGUGAAUGUUACCCUAAAGACAUCCUGCAACCAAAAUAAUCCUUGUGUAACCGCAUAAAAUACAAAUACGAAUAAAAAAUAGAUAUUUGCACGACAUACAUAAAUAUUAACCAAUAGUCAGUUACCAGAAUGUGAUUAAGAAAUAAAUACGUAUAUAUUUUUUCAGAACACACUCAUUCACAGAUAAAAUAAGUUACAGUGCCAAAUAUUUAAGUUGCAUCGAAUGUUGAAAAACAGACGCUGUUGUAAUAUAAUUAUGGUCAAAAUUUGUUUGACCACGAAUCAAACUCGAUGUAACUUGUACGCACUGUACAGUUGUUGACUCUGCAAAAUAUUAUUGUACCAGUGAAACAUAUUAUAAUAGUUAAGACUUUAAGUCGAUCUUUACGGUCUUGUAUAAUACUUAUUUUUAGUUACCUUAAGAACUUUGGAAGUUCGCAUUUAGUUUUUUUUUGUGUUUAUUGUACAACUAUACCUCAUUAGCAUGACUGCUCAUGUAAAACUCAUUUUGUUACAUUUCUUAUACUAUAAUGUUGCUGCUAAAUCUGUUGUGGUAUCUUUGUUACAUAAAAAACACGCAACAUUUCAUCAGUUUAUCUUAGUCGUUUUGAACGUUGAAUAACAUUUCUUCUACAAUCAUAAUUUGUAUAAACUUAUGGGAUUUUGCGAUAUGUAACACCCAUGCCACGACACGGCGCGACACAAACGUUAGCGCUUCAUAGCGAGCACAAAUUUAUCUUAACCCUGGUUGGUGUAUUUGAAUAGAUAGUUGAUUUCAACAUUUUGACUUAAUAUUUACCACCGGUAAUUUUAAGCGACUUAAUUUUUUCUGAUUAAAUCAUAUGAAUGAAAACUAAAUUUUCAAUACUCAGUUGAUUGAUUUAGUUUGAUUUCGUGAUCUCGUUAAAUCUUUUGUUUGUUGUCUUGUCCAAUUGAUAAUUUACUAAAUUGUCAUGCGUUUUCAUUUCUUCUGUUUUGUAUCGACGCCAAACAGAGGCGCAGGGAUAACUUAUAUUGAAAACGAGGGUACUUUUACGUUGCUAUAAGUUGCCAUUUUAAUAAGAUAAUCCUUGUUUUUGCACCGUAAUGACCCUAGCCAUACGCAGAAGGUAACGUGUUAAUUUGCAUUGUUUUACGAAUGGACACGCCUUUGCCAUUGUGUACAUUAGUGUACUAGCUGUACGCCGCUUCACAUCAUUAUUAUACGAGAAUAAAUAAAAAUAAUUGUUUUGAAA
Molecule: messenger RNA, 4364 nt
Organism: Ostrinia nubilalis (European corn borer)
Lineage: Eukaryota; Metazoa; Arthropoda; Insecta; Lepidoptera; Crambidae
Product: protein abrupt-like
Exons: 4
Coding region: 1-930 (309 amino acids)
Source: RefSeq, a predicted model, not a curated record